AUGACCAUUAUCACUACUCAAAUGCCACUUGUUUUGCUUCUACUUUUAUCUUUAACCACAUUUCACAAAUGCAUGUCAAUCAAUGAUCAAAAAUUGGUUCGAUGCAAUGAGAAAGAUAAAGAGACAUUAUUAAUCUUCAAAAAGGGAAUCAAUGAUAGUUAUAAUGGAAAGAUAUCAACAUGGUCAACCGAAAAAGAUUGUUGUGCAUGGGAAGGAGUCUCCUGUGACAACAUAACCAACAGAGUUACAAAACUUGAUCUCAAAUUACCAUUUAGAACUUUGAAAGGUGAAAUCAAUAUGUGUAUUCUAGAACUUGAGUUUCUCAGUUACUUGGAUUUGAGCGAAAAUGAUUUUGAUGUGAUAAGUUUUACAACCAUUCCACACAACAUCACACAUGCAUCUAACCUUUUGUACCUUGACUUAUCCAACAACUUUGUCCCUAAUACUCUUCAGAUGGAUAAUCUUGAUUGGCUUUCUCCACAUUCUUCAUUGAAAUAUCUCAACCUUAGUGGAAUUGAUCUUCAUAAGGAAACCAAUUGGCUUCAAGCUGUUAAUACACUUCCUUCACUAUUAGAAUUACACUUGCAUGAUUGUAAAUUGAACAACUUGAUCAUCAACCCAUCUAUUCAGUAUUUGAAUUUGUCUUCACUUCUAACACUUGAUCUUUCUGAAAACAACUUCACCUCCCCAUUACCUAAUGGGUUUUUUAAUCUCACCAAAGACCUCACCGAUCUUAGCAUUUAUGGUAGCAAUAUACAUGGUAAGAUACCUUCAUGCUUGUUAAACCUUCAAAAUUUGAGAUUCCUUGAUCUCUCUUUUAACCAACUACAAGGUUCAAUUCCAGAUGGAAUGGGCCGAUUACCAAAUAUUCAACUCCUUGAUCUCAACAGUAACAUGUUAAGUGGUUCCAAUAUUCCUUCAACUGUAGGAAACCUCUCAUCCUUAAAUUACUUAUCUAUUGGUGGUAAUAAUUUCUCUGGUGAAAUUUCAGAAAAAGCUUUUUCCAAACUCUCUAAUUUAGAUUCACUAGACUUGAGUAGUUCAAAUUUUGUAUUCAAAUUUGAUUUGGAUUGGGUUCCUCCUUUUCAACUCCAUAAUCUUCAAUUGAGCAAUACAAAUCAAGGCCCAAACUUUCCAUCUUGGAUAUAUACACAGAAGUCACUGCAAUAUCUUGACUUAUCAAGCUCGGGAAUUUCAUUGGUAGAUACAAACAAGUUUUCAAGCCUUAUAGAAAGAAUAUCUUAUUCACUUGAUUUGUCAAACAAUUCGAUGACUGGGGACAUAUCAAACCUAACACUAAAGGGAUAUAUUUUAUCUUUGUAUCGCAAUAAUUUCACAGGAGGGCUCCCAAACAUAUCACCGAAUGCCAAUAGAGUUCAUUUAUCUUACAACACCUUCUCAGGAUCAAUUCCACAUAGUUGGAAGAACUCGAAAAAUUUACAAUCCAUUAACUUGUGGAGUAAUAAGCUAUCUGGUGAAGUUCUGGAGCAAGUCUCUGAUUGGACACAAUUGAACUUCUUGAACUUGGGAGAAAAUGAAUUUUCAGGAACCAUACGAAUCAAGAUGUCACAAAACUUACAAGUAUUAAUAUUGAGAGGUAACCAAUUUGAAGGGACUAUUCCAACACAGUUAUUCAAUCAAUCUUCUUUGUUUCAUUUAGACCUUGCACAUAACAAACUUUCAGGAUCUAUGCCAGAGUGCAUCUACAACUUGACUGAAAUGGUUAUUUUUCAUAUGGAGGAGUCAAAUGUGUUUGUUGGUUCAAUUGAUUUGUUUACAAAAGGUCAAGAAUAUUAUAUACCUGAACUUUUGGAAAAUAGGAAAACUAUUGACCUAUCAGCAAAUAACUUGUCUGGAAAAGUGCCAUUGGAAUUAUUUCAGCUUGUUCAACUUCAAUCCUUAAACUUAUCUCACAAUAACUUGAUUGGAACAAUACCAAAGACAAUUGGAGGCAUGAAAAAUAUUGAAUCUCUCGAUCUCUCCAAUAAUAAGCUUUCCGGUGAAAUUCCUCAAAGCAUGGCUCUCUUAAACUUUUUGGGUUAUUUAAAUUUAUCUUGCAACAAUUUUCAUGGGAAAAUUCCAAUUGGAACUCAACUUCAAAGUUUUAAUGUAUCAAGCUACAUUGGAAACCCAGACCUAUGCGGAGUUCCUCUUAAUAAUUGUACCACGGAAGAAGAAAAUCCUAAAAAUGCAACUCCGUCUACAGAUAAUGACUCUGUAAGAGAAUCAUUGUAUCUAGGCAUGGGAGUUGGAUUUGCAGCAGGUUUCUGGGGAAUUUGUGGUUCUUUGUUUCUUAUUAGGAAAUGGAGGCAUGCGUACUUUAGGUUUGUUGAUGGAGUGGGUGACAAGCUCUAUGUAACUUUGAUGGUAAAGUUAAAUAGCUUUCGCAGAAAUUGA
This is a messenger RNA of Trifolium pratense (red clover), 2397 nucleotides long. RefSeq names its product receptor-like protein EIX2. The transcript has a single exon. NCBI's taxonomy places the organism in Eukaryota, Viridiplantae, Streptophyta, Magnoliopsida, Fabales, Fabaceae. Gene Ontology annotation, molecular function: protein binding. The record is from RefSeq and is a predicted model, not a curated record. Bases 1 to 2397 code for a protein of 798 amino acids.